This is a messenger RNA of Cylicocyclus nassatus, 1117 nucleotides long. NCBI's taxonomy places the organism in Eukaryota, Metazoa, Nematoda, Chromadorea, Rhabditida, Strongylidae. The record is from the annotation of a GenBank genome assembly.
AUGGUUCCUCCAAAUCUCGCCAGCAUGAAGUGGUUGAUACUGUUGUUUGUUGCCUACGCUUUCGCCGAGCAGACGAAGAACGAUGGGGGCGAUCCAACGGCGCCAAAAGAAAAGAAUUACCGAAAAUACAUCGCAGAACAGGAUUUCAAACUCCCAUUCAAAACGCGAGUAAGUGAGCCUUUCGUCGUCGGUCAAACCAUCCACGCUGUAGGAACGCUAGCCGAGAAGCCGACGAGAAUCGACUUCAACUUCCACAAGGGACCUUCAAAGGAUGCUGACCUUCCACUGCAUUUCUCCAUCCGAUUCGAUGAGGGAAUUUUCUCCGGAAAGUUCGUAUAUAACACCUUCAAGGAUGGCAACUGGUCCGAACGUGAACAACGUAUUUCUAACCCCUUCAAAGCUGGCCAAGAAUUCGAUCUCAGGGUUAGAAUUCUCGAAGGCAAAUUCCAGGUCUUCGCCAACCGCGUUGAAGUUGGAACAUUCGAGCAAAGACAACCCCUUGAUGGAAUCGACCAUGUCUCCAUUCGCGGAGAUUUGACGAAGCUCCGCCUCUUCCACUAUGGUGGACGAAUCUUCCCUAACCCCUACAUGGCAGUUGCUGAGCUCAAGCCUGGAAAGCGACUUGAUAUCUCUGCUCUGCCUACCGGAAAACGUGUCAACAUCAAUCUCUACAGAGAAAACAAGGAAUACGCACUCCAGGUUUCCAUCCGCUUCAACGAGGGUGCCAUCGUUCGUAAUGCAAUGAACAACAAUGUAUGGGGCAAAGAAGAGCGUGAAGGUGCCAUGCCAAUCAACAAGGGAGAAGUCUUCGACGUCACAAUCAUCAACGAAGAGUACUCAUUCCAAAUCUUCUUUAAUGGCAAACGAUUUGCCACCUUUGCUCAUCGUGGAUCCCCAACUGAUCUUAAGACUUUGGAGAUCGAUGGAGAUGUUGAGAUCCAUACCGUCACAAUCAACGACGCGCCAGGAGUCUAGAUCAACAAACUGUACUUAUCUUUGGAUAUCUGUCCAUAACAUUUAUAAACUGUAUAUUUGCACAUUUUCCAGCGAUACCACUUCUCUCUGUGAGCUGUAUAUUUUCGGAAUUCCAAUAAAACAUUUUAUCAAAAUUUAUUGA